Molecule: messenger RNA, 1784 nt
Organism: Vidua macroura (Pin-tailed whydah)
Lineage: Eukaryota; Metazoa; Chordata; Aves; Passeriformes; Viduidae
Product: complement C1q and tumor necrosis factor-related protein 9A-like
Exons: 3
Coding region: 449-1483 (344 amino acids)
Molecular function (GO): protein binding
Source: RefSeq, a predicted model, not a curated record
UAUUAACCCAGUAGGGGACUAAGUCGAGUGACUAGCAAUUUUUAAAAAAUUAAGAAGUGAUUGCUUUUUGCUGAAUGAGGGGGUUGAAUUGCCUUAGCUCACCUCCCAUUACACCAUUUCCUGGGAGGUGAAAGGUACAACCAUGCAGUCACAAGUAGGUGCAGGGAGAAAUGUGGAUGGAGAAUAGUGUAAAGCUAAUAUUUCAAAAGUAGAAUGAUGCCAGAACUGAUAUGUCCAUUAAAUAAUUAUUUAAAAUAGCACUCAGUAGUCUCCAGGACUGUAAUUAAUGCUAUAGAGAGAUAAAUAAAACAAAAGAAUAGACAUGGUGAAAACCCAUUUCCUUAUUUUCCUCCCUGCACCACCCUGCAUUCCUUUCUAAGGUAGACAUAGGCAGAUGUACUUUUUCUUCUUAAAUAUUUCAGUCAAAGCCAUAUAACCUAUCUAAAGAAUGAAAAGCUGGAUUGUACUGCUGGCUAUUGUAGUCAGCACAGCAGAAACACAGAACCAGGACGUCUGCACCCAAGGGUAUCCUGGCAUCCCUGGCAAUCCUGGGCACAAUGGCAUACCUGGCCGUGACGGACGUGAUGGGUCAAAAGGAGACAAGGGAGAUACAGGUGAACCAGGAAUUCCUGGCAGUCCAGGAAAAGAUGGUGUCAAUGGAGAGAAAGGUGAACGAGGAACCAAUGGGACUGUUGAAGAGAAGGGGAACAAAGGAGAUAAAGGAGAAAGAGGACCACCUGGGAAACUGGGACCAAAAGGAUUUAUAGGAUCAGUGGGUUACAAAGGUCAGAAGGGAGAGCUAGGACUGCAAGGACAAAAAGGGUUAAAAGGAGACAUUGGACCCAUAGGUCCAAAAGGGACAAAGGGUGAAAUUGGCCAUCCUGGAAGAGUUGGUUUCCCAGGGCCAAUUGGCCCAAUUGGUAAUCCAGGUCCUAAAGGUAAUACUGGAGGUAUAGGGCCACAGGGUAAUCCAGGAGUUCAGGGGGAAAGAGGCUUGAAAGGAGACAGAGGAGACAAGGGGAACGUAGGUGCCCCAGGAGUCCUGCCAAGGAGUGCUUUCAGUGUUGGCCUUACAGCCAACACCAAGUUUCCCCCUCCGAAUCGCCCGAUCAAGUUUGACAAGGUGCUGUAUAACAGUCUGAAUGACUUUAACUCAGCUACUGGCAAGUUCACCUGCAAACACCCUGGUGUUUACUAUUUCACCUACCACAUCACCGUCUACUCAAGGAACGUGCGAGUAGCUCUUGUUAAGAACGGCAUCAAGAUGCUGCACACGGUGGACAGGUACCAGAGCGGAGAGGACCAGGCCUCGGGGGCCACCAUCCUCGAGCUGCAGGGAGGAGACGAGGUGUGGCUGCAGGCCCACCAAGGAGAAGCUUUCAAUGGGCUGUUUGCAGACGGCGAUGACGAUACCACCUUCUCUGGGUUCCUCCUGUUCAGCACUGCUGACCCACUGGAGCCACUGCUGCCGCCCACGCUGUAGCUCCGCAUUAUCCCUGAGUGCUGCAUGCCUGUGCCCCUCAGCCCUCCCUAAGAAAGCUGUUAUCUGCUGGGCAAUUUUUGCUGGAUUCAACAGAAAAUGCUUGGUUUCAGGAACAGCUUCUGCACAAGAGAGGACAAGUCUUCAGAAUCUACAGUGCUGGGCUUAACACAUUAGUGGUUUGGUGACUUACCAUAGGCAUUCACAGGGGUGUGUACCCCAGUUCUGAAGAACAAAUUUUAAAGCAAAGUGGGAUGAAAUAAAAGACAAAAGUUCUGGAAUUAUGUCGUGUGGGAUAUCUUGU